AUGGCAUCUCGAUUCCACUUACUUGAGGAUAACAAUGCCGCCAAUAUGCUUCUGGACCGUGCCAUAGACCCUGCCGACAUGAACCCCACACAGUUCUCCAUACUGUCAGUGCUCAAGACCGCCAUGCCAUCUGGCACCAGCAUUCCCAUGCCGACGGGUACUUCUGAGCCAGAUUGGUACAAGAACCUGCCUGAUGACGUCAAGAGCCUGUUGCCUCAGUUUUACCCUGCAACUACUACUGCGUCUGUAGAGCGUACCAGUACCAGCAGUGAGGUUGUUAGCCAAGCGUCUUCGACACCAACUUCGACUCCGGUUUUGACAAGCAGUCUGGUGAGCGAGGAGGCAUCAUCAUCAUCUGCGUUUGUAUCUGCCGCUGCAGUUACAUCUGCCUCUGUGCAGGUUUCAUCGUCUUCUCUCCCAUCCACCUCCACACCAACAAUCCCCCUUUUCUCCUCCACCGUCUCAACUUUCCCUUCUGCCUCUUCCAACAGUAGCACUACAGUCACUACGACAUCCGCCUCGCCAACCCCGUCUGCGCUCUUUUCUGCUGGCCUGAGAAAUACCGUGCAUACAGGCUUGCUGGCAGCUGUGGCGUAUGUUAGUGUUGCGCUGGGAUUCUGUUUGUUUGCUUAGAGGAUGAGUCAAUGACGAGCCGUCGUUAUUUGCGUGUUGACGCGUGAUCGGUAGGCGAGUAAUGUAGUCUAAUGUCUUUAUG
Bipolaris maydis ATCC 48331 is the source of this 715-nucleotide messenger RNA. RefSeq lists its product as uncharacterized. The record is from RefSeq and is a predicted model, not a curated record. Lineage: Eukaryota; Fungi; Ascomycota; Dothideomycetes; Pleosporales; Pleosporaceae.